Molecule: messenger RNA, 2393 nt
Organism: Panicum virgatum (switchgrass)
Lineage: Eukaryota; Viridiplantae; Streptophyta; Magnoliopsida; Poales; Poaceae
Product: mucin-1-like
Exons: 5
Coding region: 335-2119 (594 amino acids)
Biological process (GO): cortical microtubule organization
Cellular component (GO): cortical microtubule
Source: RefSeq, a predicted model, not a curated record
CAAUUUCAAACCGCAAUCCCCCUUCCUUCCUCCUCCCCGCUCCGUCUGACCAUCUCCAUCCUCCUCCAAUCUCCAUCGCCAUCUCCAAUCCUGAGCUGAAAGCAAGGCCAGGGGGGGCAUCAUAGCAGCGCCGCACCAGGCGAGGCACACAGGCCACCACCACGAGACAGGGACACGGGCGCCAUCCCCAUCCACCACCACCACCGCACUCCCAGCUUCCGUUUGCUUCACUCCCACUGCUGCUCCUCACUCGGCCGCCGCACCGCCCGCCGCGACAGAUCUCGCCCGCGGGGACCCUAAUGCCGCCGCCGGGCGCGCUGGGGGACUGACGCCGAUGCAGCGCCGGGCGGCGGGCAUGGCGGACGGCGAGGCCAGGGGGCGCACGCUCGGCGCCGUCAUCAAGGAGAAGGAUGAGGAGCUCGCGCUCUUCCUCGAGAUGCGCCGCCGCGAGAAGGAGCGCGGCGCCGCGGCGGACCAGCUCCUGCUCUCCGGCGGCGCCGCCGCGGCGGGGGACGGGAUGCUGCAACUCGACCCGCCGCCGCCCGCCGAGCCCAAGCCGGCGGCGUACAAGGUGGCCGGUGGCGGAUUCAGGAGGGCGCCGGGCGGAGCGGACGACUUCCUCAAUGCGGACGCCGGCGACAAGAACGAUUACGACUGGCUUCUGACACCACCAGGAACUCCACUUUUCCCAUCUCUGGAUGUUGAGUCAAAAAGGUCCCCAGUGAGCCAAGUUGGAACGCCAAAGACUCGUCCAACUGCCUUAAAAUCAAGGUUGGCCAAUCAUCAAGAUCCUCCGUCAAGAACCAACCACCCAUUAAGAACAGCAUCAUCGAACAGCUUGAACUCAGCUGCCACAACCCGUCGACCAUCAUCAUCUGGAGGGCUUACUUCUAAUUCAUCAAGGCCUUCAACACCAACUGGACGCCCUGCAUUGGCAGCUAAUUCCAAAGGUUCGAGACCUUCAACCCCUACUUCCCGGGCAACUGUACCAGCCAAAACUGGAGCUUCUGCCCCAAGAUCAUCGACACCAACUUCAAGGUCAACACUGCCUUCAGUCAGGUCAACCACCCCUUCAAGCAGGGCAGCUGGCCCUGCUAGUAGGAAUCCAGCUCCUGCAGGCAGAGCAUCUGCGCCUGCUAGUAGGUCAUCAACACCUACUUCAAGAUCAUCAAUUCCUGCUACCAGGUCGACAACACCUUCAUCCAGGCCCUCCAUACCAGCACAAAGCAAGCCUACAUCAAGGGCAUCAACCCCAACAAGGCGACCUUCUGUCCCUUCGGCCCAACAUGGUAAUUUGGCUGCACCAGUUAGAUCGUCCUCAAUCUCCAAAUCAGGUUCCACAAUGCCCAAAGGUUCUUCCCCAGCAAAAACGACAGCGCAUACACCUUCAAGAGGCAGCUCACCUACUGUCAAAUCAAGACCAUGGAAACCAUCUGAAAUGCCUGGCUUCUCUCUUGAUGCGCCUCCAAACCUAAGGACAUCGCUACCAGAAAGACCGACCUCUGCCACCCGGGGCAGACCUGGGGCACCUAGUUCAAGGUCUUCCUCUGUUGAGAGUGGGCCAGCUGCUCGACCAAGACGGCAGUCUUGCUCUCCGUCUAGAGGAAGGACUUUGAGUGGCAGCGUGCCUUCAGGGAGCUCCAUGCCGGCAGUGAGAAGAUCACAUCUCAAUGGAGGUGACACAGUGAACCCAGUUCAAAUGGGUAAUAAGAUGGUUGAAAGGGUUGUGCACAUGCGAAGGCUAGUUCCUCCAAAGCAUGAUGAUCAAAGAUCCAGCCUCAACAGUAUAUCUGGUAAAUCGUCAAAUUCUCCAGAUAGCUCGGGCUUUGGUAGGACAUUGUCAAAAAAAUCACUGGAUAUGGCACUAAGGCAUAUGGACAUAAGGCGCAGCGUUCCAAACAAUUUACGGCCUCUUAUGACAAGCAUCCCAGCAUCAUCUGUUCAUAGUGCACGAUCAGGAUCCACAAGGAGCAGACCAAUGAGCGUUUCGGACUCACCUCUUGCAACAAGCAGCAAUGCCAGCUCUGAGCCGAGCGUGAACAACAACCUGAUGUGCCUGGAUAGUAUUGAUAUUGAUGAUGAGUUGUGCAGCGAUAGAGCAGGACCCUAUGGACGGUGAUUCACUUAUUUGGAAAAAAAAAGCAUAAAGGCAUGAUUCUGAUGGAAUUAUUUGGAUGCAGAAUAUUUAGAGCGGCAGGGCAGAUCUUCUCCAAGACGAUCGGAGUAUCCAUCGAGCCUUAUUAUUCUGUUAUAUGUAGGUUCUUUGAAUGUCCAAUAUUUAUAUCCAGUUCAUUCGUGACAUGUCAUGCGCUGCUCCAUGUGCAAUUUCAACCCCGGACAUUUAUAUGCUAUUGAAAAGUGUCCUUUAUGUGAUAAGUUUCUUGAGCACUGUA